AUGGGUGAGCCAUCAAAAAGGACUGAAAAUGACAUCAUCAGGUUAUCACAAGCUAUGGAUUCCCUGGCUAAGUUAAUUAUUUCAAAGCGAAAAGAUGGUUCUCAGUUACAAGUAGAGUAUAACCGUAAGUUGAAAGAACUAGAGAAUUUCAUUAAUUUGUUACUUGGUUUAAAUGAAAACACUGGGAGCAAUGUGAUGAAUACCAGUGUUCUUGACGUAAUACUACGGAAUGGCAUAGAUAUCUUGGAAAAAGAUGACCAAAAAUAUGCCCUGAUACCGAUUAUACCUAAAACAGAAGUGGAUGCAAUAAAUAACGCUCAGGUUGCAACCAGCAAAAGAAGUGGUAAAAAGAAAAAGAACAAGAUUAAGUGUUCAUUUUGCCAUCAGGUUGGUCACACAAGAGCCCGUUGUGAUGUGAGAUUGACUGUGCUGCCAAAAGAAUGA
Saccharomyces mikatae IFO 1815 is the source of this 444-nucleotide messenger RNA. RefSeq lists its product as uncharacterized. The transcript has a single exon. NCBI's taxonomy places the organism in Eukaryota, Fungi, Ascomycota, Saccharomycetes, Saccharomycetales, Saccharomycetaceae. The coding region runs from base 1 to 444 and encodes 147 amino acids. The record is from RefSeq and is a predicted model, not a curated record.